Messenger RNA from Ipomoea nil (Japanese morning glory), 1660 nucleotides. Its product is annotated as L-type lectin-domain containing receptor kinase IV.1-like. Gene Ontology annotation, molecular function: protein kinase activity; ATP binding; carbohydrate binding. Bases 88 to 1569 code for a protein of 493 amino acids. NCBI's taxonomy places the organism in Eukaryota, Viridiplantae, Streptophyta, Magnoliopsida, Solanales, Convolvulaceae. Gene Ontology annotation, biological process: protein phosphorylation. The record is from RefSeq and is a predicted model, not a curated record. Gene Ontology annotation, cellular component: plasma membrane. The transcript has 4 exons.
ACGCUUGAUGCCCCAUAUCUAGGCCUCUUCAAUGGCUCCAACAAUGGCAGAUCCACCAACCUCGUCGUGGCGGUGGAGCUUGACACUAUGCAGACCAAUGAUUUUCGUGAUAUCGAUGGCAACCACGUUGGAAUUGACAUCAACGGGAUGAUAUCUAAUGUGUCAAAAUCAGCAGGGUAUUAUGAUGAUAAUAAUACCUUUCGUAGCUUGAGACUUGCUAGAAGCAAGGCGAUCCGGGUGUGGGUAGAAUAUGAUGGAAAAGUUAAGCAAAUGAAUGUUACAAUGGCUCCCUUGAUGGUUUCUCGCAGGCCUGUAAAGCACAUCUUGUCUUUGUCCUAUGAUCUUUCGAUGGUUUUCCAUGAAACCAUGUCUGUGGGCUUCACAGCCGCCACCGGUGCAGUGGUAUCAACCCAAUAUGUUCUUGGUUGGAGCUUUAAAAUGAACGGUGUGGCUUUAGACCUCGAUCCCUCUAAACUCGCAAAGCUCCCUAGAAUCUGGCCUAAGGGGAGACCAAGAAUCUUGGUUAUUGGGGUGCCAAUAGUUUCAACGGUUUCGUUUGUGGUGAUCUUCUUGGGAAUUGUUUAUUACAUCGGAAGGAAGAGGAAGUUUGCAGAGUUGCUUGAGGAUUGGGAACUGGAGUUUGGACCUCACAGGUUUAAGUACAAGGAUUUGUACUAUGCUACCAAGGGGUUUUCAGAGAAGGAGUUAUUGGGAUCAGUGGGAUUUGGGAUGGUGUACCGAGGGGUGUUGAAGUCUUCUAAUGUGGAAAUCGUAGUGAAGAAGGUGUCUCAUGGAUCCAGGCAGGGGAUGAGGGAAUUCGUGGCGGAGAUCGUAAGCAUUGGCCGAUUGCGCCAUAGAAACUUAGUGCCACUUUUAGGGUAUUGCAGGCGCAAAGGUGAGCUCAUCUUGGUGUACGAGUAUAUGCCUUAUGGAAGCCUAGACAAGGUUAUGUUCGACAACCCAAAACCCGUCACCCUUGGUUGGAACCAAAGGUUUGGUGUGAUCAAAGGCGUGGCGUCGGGGCUGCUCUACCUCCACGAGGAGUGGGAGAAGCUCGUGAUCCACAGAGACGUUAAGGCCAGCAAUGUGUUGCUAGAUGGGGAACUUAAUGGGAGACUAGGCGAUUUUGGUCUGGCAAGACUGUAUGAUCAUGGAACCGACCCUCAAACCACUCAUUUAGUCGGGACGAUAGGGUAUCUUGCCCCGGAGCAAACAAGGGCCGGCAAGGCCACAACGUGCACGGAUGUGUAUGCUUUCGGGGCAUUCUUGCUUGAAGUUGUGUGCGGGAGAAGGCCACUCGAUACCCAACUCGAAGAAGACAAUGAUCUCAUCCUCGUUGAUCGCGUGUUUUCUUACUGGUGUAGAGGUGAAAUUCUGAAAAUUGUGGAUUCAAAUUUGGGCGGAUUAUGUUGUAGGAGGAGUGGAGCUAGUUUUGAAGCUUGGUCUUCUUUGCUGUCAAUACGAGCCAAAGUGUCGGCCCAGUAUGCGGCAGGCUGUGCUCUAUUUGCAGGGAGCUCUGCCUUUACCAGACCUCUCAUUGCUAAGAAUAAUAUAAUUUCCAGUGCAUGAUUUUGAUUCAUUCUUAGCAAGUUUUCAGUCUUUAAUUUUCUUCCCAAACGAAUAAGUAAGCAUUUUUCAUGAUCUUUCUACUAUGCCAAAA